Molecule: messenger RNA, 5184 nt
Organism: Alexandromys fortis (reed vole)
Lineage: Eukaryota; Metazoa; Chordata; Mammalia; Rodentia; Cricetidae
Gene: Sv2c
Product: synaptic vesicle glycoprotein 2C
Exons: 13
Coding region: 291-2474 (727 amino acids)
Biological process (GO): chemical synaptic transmission; transmembrane transport
Cellular component (GO): synaptic vesicle membrane
Molecular function (GO): transmembrane transporter activity
Source: RefSeq, a predicted model, not a curated record
GCGUGGCAGCCCGGAGCCACUUUCCCGCCCCUCCUCUCUUCGCUGCCUCGUUCAAAGGAGUCACCACUGAGCGCGCUGCAGGAGAGAGUGGCAGACCAAGGCGGCUCCGGGCAGCAAGUGAAGGGGUGCCCGCGCGGCGACGGCUGCAUUGCAGACACGGCUCAGGGCAGGGGGACUCCAGCAGCUGAAACGAUCUAUUCGGAACCACGGGUAAGUGAUGCCCUUAGAGCUGAGCUGCUGAACACUCGUGGACACUCCCCUGCUGCACGUUGGCCAUCAGCUGAGACAACAUGGAAGACUCCUACAAGGAUAGGACCUCACUGAUGAAGGGUGCCAAGGACAUUGCCAAAGAGGUGAAGAAGCAAACGGUGAAGAAGGUGAGCCAGGCAGUGGACCGGGCCCAGGAUGAAUACACCCAGCGGUCCUACAGUCGGUUCCAGGAUGAAGAGGAGGACGACGACUACUACCCGCCCGGAGAAACCUACAGCGGGGAGGCCAACGAUGACGAGGGCUCCAGCGAGGCCACGGAGGGCCAUGACGAAGAGGAUGAGAUCUAUGAAGGGGAGUACCAGGGCAUCCCCAGCAUGAGCCAGGGGAAGGACAGCAUAGUGUCGGUGGGACAGCCCAAAAGAGAUGAGUUCAAGGACCGCCGAGAGCUGGAGUCAGAGCGGAGGGCUGACGAGGAAGAGCUGGCCCAGCAGUAUGAGCUGAUCAUCCAGGAGUGUGGCCACGGUCGUUUCCAGUGGGCCCUUUUCUUUGUCCUGGGCAUGGCUCUCAUGGCGGAUGGUGUGGAGGUGUUUGUGGUGGGCUUCGUGCUACCCAGUGCAGAGACAGACCUCUGCAUACCGAAUUCAGGAUCCGGAUGGCUAGGCAGCAUAGUGUACCUCGGGAUGAUGGUGGGGGCCUUCUUCUGGGGAGGACUGGCAGACAAAGUGGGCAGGAAGCAGUCUCUCCUGAUUUGCAUGUCUGUCAACGGAUUCUUUGCCUUCCUUUCUUCAUUUGUCCAAGGCUAUGGCUUCUUUCUCCUCUGUCGUUUGCUUUCUGGAUUCGGGAUUGGAGGCGCCAUUCCUACCGUGUUCUCCUACUUCGCUGAAGUCCUAGCCCGGGAGAAGCGGGGUGAGCACCUCAGUUGGCUCUGCAUGUUCUGGAUGAUUGGUGGAAUCUACGCGUCAGCCAUGGCCUGGGCCAUCAUCCCACACUACGGAUGGAGCUUCAGCAUGGGCUCAGCCUACCAGUUCCACAGCUGGCGGGUCUUCGUCAUCGUCUGCGCACUCCCCUGCGUCUCCUCUGUGGUGGCCCUCACCUUCAUGCCGGAAAGCCCUCGCUUCUUGCUGGAGGUUGGAAAACAUGAUGAAGCCUGGAUGAUUCUGAAGCUCAUUCACGAUACCAACAUGAGAGCCCGGGGUCAGCCAGAGAAGGUCUUCACGGUAAAUAAAAUCAAAACUCCCAAGCAAAUUGAUGAGCUGAUUGAGAUUGAGAGCGACACAGGAACAUGGUAUAGGAGGUGUUUUGUUCGGAUCCGCACAGAACUGUAUGGGAUUUGGUUGACGUUUAUGAGAUGUUUCAACUACCCAGUAAGGGAAAACACCAUAAAGCUUACGAUUGUUUGGUUCACCCUGUCUUUUGGGUACUAUGGAUUGUCGGUUUGGUUCCCUGAUGUCAUUAAACAUCUGCAGUCUGACGAAUAUGCCCUGCUAACGAAAAACGUGCAAAAGGAUAAAUAUGCAAACUUCAGCAUCAACUUCACCAUGGAGAACCAGAUCCACACUGGCAUGGAGUACGACAAUGGCAGAUUCCUCGGAGUCAAGUUCAAGUCUGUAACUUUCAAGGAUUCAGUGUUUAAGUCCUGCACCUUUGACGACGUGACCUCAGUCAACACCUACUUCAGGAACUGCACAUUUAUUGAUACCCUUUUUGAGAACACGGAUUUUGAGCCAUAUAAGUUCAUCGACAGUGAAUUUCAAAACUGUUCAUUUCUUCACAACAAGACGGGAUGCCAGAUUACUUUUGAUGAUGACUAUAGCGCCUACUGGAUUUAUUUUGUCAACUUUCUUGGGACGUUGGCAGUGUUGCCAGGCAAUAUAGUGUCUGCUCUGCUGAUGGACAGAAUCGGGCGUUUAACCAUGCUAGGUGGCUCCAUGGUGCUCUCAGGGAUCAGCUGCUUCUUCCUGUGGUUUGGCACCAGUGAAUCAAUGAUGAUAGGCAUGCUGUGUCUGUACAAUGGGCUGACCAUCUCAGCGUGGAAUUCCCUCGACGUGGUCACUGUGGAACUGUAUCCCACAGACCGGAGAGCAACGGGCUUUGGCUUCUUGAAUGCGCUCUGUAAAGCGGCGGCAGUCCUGGGAAACCUAAUAUUCGGCUCCUUGGUCAGCAUUACCAAAGCAAUCCCCAUCCUGCUGGCUUCCACCGUGCUUGUGUGUGGCGGACUCGUGGGGUUGCGCCUGCCCGACACACGAACCCAGGUUCUGAUGUAAAGGAACAAAAGCCAUCUCUUCCCACCAUGGGUCGGUCCUCCUGCCUGACUCAAGGCUGCAGGGGUUUUUGUGUGUAGAAAGGCGGCCGAGUAGCAGAACACAAACUUUUGCUGUGACGUAAAGAGUAGCUGCGUGUGUGUUGUCUUGCCCCUCCAAUGUGACUUUGCACUGUUUUGUUUUUUCCAGGCAUUGUUAUCUUUUCCUAACUGUGAUACUCCUGCCUCCCCGUGUCCCGUGGAAGUGUUCCUAAAAUGUCCCACUCAGCCAGGCUUUCCUGGGGAUUCUGAUCACUGACACUGAGAAGCUAAAAAGCCUGUUCUGGCCUAAGAAAUAGACCCUGCCCCUGACGUGUCACUAACAGGAAGUUCAAGCUGGCGUAAUUGAGUUUGUGCUGAGGAAAGGGAUUUCUUUUUUCUUUUUUUUUUUUUCCAUACAGAAUGAUGUUUCCUGUUUACUUAGAAAAAAGGACACCCAGACACUCUAGCUGUUACAGCAGGGUGUUUCAAAAACAUUGUGUGACCCCAAGCAUGCCUGAGUGGGGCUCUUUCAGGCAGGACAGUCAAGGUGACUCUUCUAACAACAAAAAUUUAAAGUCUGACCCCAGAUGGCAACAAAAACCUGCUUGAGCUGCAGAAACCAGAUUUUAGAUGGAAGAGCCCUGAUACAUGCGAGGGCUGCAGCCCCCACAGUAUCUGGGACUUGGCAGGUGGAUCGCAGUGUUUGAAGAUCAGAGAUCCUCCGCCCUCUUUGCAUUCCUUCCCGAGCUGCCCCAGAAUUGGCCAGAAAGCAGAUGCAGGGAAAGAAAGCCACUUCUUAGAAUGUCACAUCUGCCUCUUGAAUUCUGUUAACACUUUUCUCGUCUCUGGUCCAGUGAUUGGCAGUAGAAAUUAGAAACUGGCAAGAAAUUCACAACCAACGCCAUUUGGAAAUGCCAAAGGGUGUUUCUCUCAGUGCUGUUUCUUGAGGGUCAAAACCAUCCUCCCUCCUUUGGUCAACUGUCCACUGUCACUGUUUAACCCCCAUCUCCACAGCAGGUCCUGUCCCUCCAGCUUUCCCCAGCUAUGGGCACCCAGCCUUGUCUGAGCCCAGCCUUGUCUCUGGGUUGCCCCCCUUCUCUCCCAAGCAACCCUCCAGCAGGCUGGACAGCAUCUUCUGGUGGUUGUCUGUCUGUUUUACCUCUGGAAUCUUCAUGAGCGUGGAAGGAGAGGUCAGCGGGACGUUCAGCGGGACGUUCCCACGGGCCAGCUGUCAGCUAAAUGACCUUCUGGUCUCUCACUAACUGCCCCUCCCCCAAGCCCAUUCUUUCAUCCAUCUUUGAAAUCUGAAGGCUUCUUGUAUAUGUGCGGCCUGUGACAAAAGCCAGUAUACGUCCCAUAUUUAAAUGGCCUUCUCUCUCUAACUCCCUCUGCCUUGUUGGAGGGUGAUCCUUGUUGCUUCUUUCCUGCUAUUCCUGCAUGGCCACAGCCCUGGAGCUUCCAGAAAAAAAAGAAAUUUUUGUUCACACUAAUCAUUCCAUUCAAAGAUGGCCCUGCUCCCUGGAGGCCCGCUGUCUCCCCUCCUCUACAACAUUCCCUGAUCCCUCCUGGAGCUCAAAUUCUGUGAAAAGCUCUUUGAUUAACAUAAGCCAUUAAUCCACUGUCCCCAGCAAGUAAGUCUGGCUUGGUGGAGGGGACAGCCUAGAGUUAAGAAGGAAAGUCUCAGAGAGUAGUUCCCUGGAGAUAAUUUAGAUACUCGGAGCCGGGACACCAAGGAUAUCAGAACAAAAUCUGCAAAGGUGCCAGAAAAAAGGAAAACCUUUAACAUUAGGCAUGGCUGCUUUGAAAGACACCCACAAAGCAGGGACCAGAACAGAAUUCACUUCUGUUUCCUUUUCCAUCGCUGGGAAACAAAUGCAUAUUUUAAAAAUCUCAGAAAGUAUUUUUCGCAUUAUUCGUUGUCCAUGUGGGUUUGGUCCCCCCUCCUAGUUACCCGUGAUUUGUCUUCUUUUAAAAAGGCGGGGAGGGGGCAUGUUUGGGGCUUAGAGCAGAUCUUUUGGAUGAAUGAGGCCUGCAAAGGCAAUGCUACAAAAGUAAAAUAUGAAUCUCUUAUCUUCCCGCGCAAAAGAAAAACCGACUUAUACAAAGGCAUUGCUUUUUCGACUCUCAAGUGGUAGUGAACUUACUGCAUAAUCAAAUUGUCUCUAUUCUCUAUCUUAUAGUCUAACUACAUCAAGUACAUUCCAAACUGCAAGACACAGUUAUGCAGAAUUUUAUCUGGAUGCUGGGUUGGGUCAGCAUGAGAUAACCCAGCAGAACCUUGCUUUGUAAGACCAUCCGCCAUCAUCUCCUUCAGAAGAACUAUUCUUGUCCAUCUACCCCCAAGCUUCCCAGGUGGCCCAAGAGGGAUCUCUUCUAAUCUCCUGGACAAUCAGUGGUCACAAACCUUCUUGGUCACCACCUUUCUCACCCCCCAUGUUUUUUCCUCAGUCUUUUCACUGUGCAUCACCUUUAUUGUCCAUGACAACGUCCUCGUUUCUUCCCAAGUAUGUGGUACAGCUUGUUUGGGUUUAAUUAGAGAUUAAGACAUAAUCAUAAGAGUCAACAGAAGCCCCCGUUAUAUGAGUGUUAGAUGGCACCAGGGCAGACAUCUGCCUUCCUGUUUCAUGUACAGCAAAAGGAAACUGAAAGCUGACUCAAAAACGAAAGGGAAUAGCCCCAUCUGUACCUGUAUU